AUGCCCGUCGCUGCCUCGCCCCGCACGCUAUACGACAAGAUCUGGGACGACCAUGUCGUAGACAUCCAAGACGAUGGACUCGCGCUAAUCUACAUCGACCGCCACCUUGUUCAUGAAGUCACGAGUCCACAGGCAUUCGAGGGGCUGAGAAAUGCUGGCCGGCCUGUGCGCCGCCCGGAUUGCACUCUUGCGACCGUCGACCAUAACAUUCCCACUGUCGACCGGAAAUCUUUCAAAGACGUAAAGUCCUUCAUUGACGAGCCAGAGUCACGCGCCCAGUGUGCCGCCCUGGAGGACAACGUGAAGGAGUUCGGGCUCACAUAUUUUGGUAUGACGGAUAAGCGACAAGGCAUCGUCCAUGUCAUCGGUCCCGAGCAGGGCUUCACGCUGCCUGGUAUAACCUGUGUAUGCGGGGACUCCCAUACAUCCACUCAUGGCGCUUUCGGCUCUCUGGCAUUUGGUAUUGGAACAUCGGAAGUCGAACAUGUGCUUGCUACCCAGACCCUCCUGCAAAAGAAAGCCAAAAACAUGCGCAUUACUGUCGACGGCGACUUGCUUGAAGGUGUUACCUCCAAAGACGUCAUUCUCCACAUUAUUGGGGUGAUCGGCACUGCGGGUGGAACUGGCUGCGUUAUUGAGUAUGCUGGGUCUGUGUUUCGUGGAUUCUCCAUGGAGGCACGCAUGAGCGUCUGUAACAUGAGUAUAGAGGCUGGUGCUCGCGCUGGCAUGGUCGCCCCAGACGAAAUCACCUUUGAUUACCUCCGAAGUCGUCCAUUGGCGCCAAAGGGUGAAGCCUGGGACCACGCAGAAACCUAUUGGCGCUCUCUCAAAACCGACGAUGGCGCGAAAUUCGACAUCGAAGUCAACAUCCCUGCCUCCGACAUUAUUCCCACUGUGACUUGGGGCACCUCCCCUCAAGACACCGUCCCCAUUACUGGCUCCGUCCCUGAUCCAGCAACUAUUGCGGACUCUGUCAAACGGGCUUCGGCAGAGCGUUCGUUGACGUAUAUGGGUCUCACUCCCAACACUCGAAUGGAGGAUAUCAAAGUCGACAAAGUUUUCAUUGGGUCGUGUACCAAUAGCCGAAUCGAAGACUUGCGAUCUGCCGCAAAAAUCGUCCUUGCUGCGGGUCCCAAUGCUCAGGUUGCUUCUGGAGUGGAUGCUAUGGUUGUCCCUGGCUCUGGUCUGAUCAAGAAGCAAGCCGAGGCAGAGGGACUUGAUUCGCUCUUUAAACGCGCUGGUUUCGACUGGAGAGAGGCUGGUUGUUCGAUGUGUCUGGGUAUGAACCCUGAUCAGCUUUUGCCUGGUCAACGUUGCGCGAGUACCAGCAACCGCAACUUCGAGGGUCGACAAGGUUCAGGUGGUCGAACUCAUCUGCUCAGUCCAGCAAUGGCAGCCGCCGCCGCGAUGACAGGCAAGCUCACUGAUGUCCGCAAAUUUAUGGGAGCAGUCGCUGAAGCCAAUAUUGCUGCCGCACCGAAACUGAAGGUUGCGAGUGCUUUCGACUUUUUGGAUGAUCCUGUUCUCCCUGCCCCAGAACCACUAGCCAUCUCCCCAGCCGUGCCCACCACCCUCCCUUCCUCAGAUGCUCCCUCAACCGUUCAGAAAUUCACCGUUUUAAAAGGCAUCACUGCGCCGUUGCAUAUCGAAAACGUUGACACCGAUAUGAUCAUUCCCAAACAAUUCCUCAAAACCUUGAAGCGCACCGGCCUUGCCGAUGCCCUCUUCUUCACUCUCCGAAAGGACCCUCACACGGGCAAGGAUACCGACUUCGUCCUCAACCGUGAGCCGUAUAAUCGCGCCAAGAUUCUCCUCUGUACGGGCAAGAACUUUGGCUGCGGCAGUUCCCGUGAACAUGCACCAUGGAGUUUGAAUGACUUUGGGAUCCGUUGUAUCAUUGCACCAAGUUUCGCCGACAUUUUCAAGAACAACUCGAUGCAGAAUGGGAUGCUGCCUGUCGCGCUGUCUGUCGAAGAGUGUCGCAGUCUGGCGGCUGAUGCUGAAGCUGGACUGGAAUUGGAGGUCGAUCUCGAAGCGCAGGAGAUCCGACGACCCAAUGGCCAGCCAUCAAUUCCGUUCACAGUGGACCCUUUCAGGCGGCAUUGUCUGAUCAAUGGAUUGGAUGAUAUCGCACUGACAAUGCAGCGUGGGGAAGCAAUCAGCGCGUUUGAGAAACGAAGGAGCGAGACGUGGUCGUGGCUAGAUGGAUUUGGAUUCAAGGGUGCCCGAAUCCCAGUCUCGCCAGCGAAGGUAAAGAGCGGUAAGAAGAUGGAGUGGUAG
Molecule: messenger RNA, 2280 nt
Organism: Mycena indigotica
Lineage: Eukaryota; Fungi; Basidiomycota; Agaricomycetes; Agaricales; Mycenaceae
Product: 3-isopropylmalate dehydratase
Exons: 5
Coding region: 1-2280 (759 amino acids)
Biological process (GO): L-leucine biosynthetic process
Cellular component (GO): 3-isopropylmalate dehydratase complex
Molecular function (GO): 4 iron, 4 sulfur cluster binding; 3-isopropylmalate dehydratase activity
Source: RefSeq, a predicted model, not a curated record